UGAUGGAUGCCACAGCGCCCUUGCGAAAUCAUUCUUAAGAUGUUGGAUCCGUCCCCCGGGCUUCCGGGCUCAUUCCAUCGGUACAAUUCUCUCCGUUUCCUCCAAGUUUACAUUUCGCUGCCUCAAUCCAAGCAGAUAUUGUGUACUAACACAAGAGGUUCGAAAAUCUUGUACACGAGCAACUCGUUUUCCGGGCAAGGGCCGCAAUAGAGAAACGUCGACGCGGGGGCGCCCAGGGUUACGAGAUCAGACGACAUGGCUCAUACAGAGACUGUCCAGGCAUUGGUGUUACACGGGAAGAAUGACUUGAGACUGGAGACGAGACAACCGCCUGUUCUGCAGCCUGGGGAGGUCCAAAUAGCCAUCAAGGCAACAGGUAUUUGUGGUUCGGACUUACACUACUACCGUCAUGGACAGAAUGGAAACUUUGUUGUUCGGGCGCCACUCGUCCUCGGCCAUGAAGCAUCAGGCGUUGUCACUGCUGUUCCUGAGGUUGCAAAUGGUGUCACAAAUGGCGACGCUCCUUCCUCGAGUCUCAGAGUUGGCGACAGAGUGGCAUUGGAAGUAGGUUUCCCUUGCCGCUCGUGCGCCCUGUGUACCGCGGGUCGAUACAACCUGUGCUCCAAGCUAUCUUUCAGAUCUUCUGCAAAGACUUUCCCACACAUGGACGGAACGCUGCAAACAUUGGUCUCACAGCCAGUCGCCAUGUGCCACAAACUACCCGAAAACGUCACCUUCGAACAAGGUGCCCUGGUAGAACCCUUAGCCGUCUCUCUGCACGCAUUGAACCGCAGUCAGUCUGCGGGAUCUGGAGUGGGAGUGCCUUUGGUUGGGUCAAGCGCCUUGGUCUUGGGAGCGGGCGCCGUGGGAAUGCUGACCGCUGCUGCUUUGUCUGUUGCUGGAGUAUCCAAGACUGUCAUCGCCGACAUCGACGGUCCCAGAUUAAAGAUCGCCGCAACGCUAGGUGGAGGCAAGUUUAAGCUGAAGACAUUCCUCAUUCCUCGAAGCCCUCCCGCCCCAACGAUUCCAGAGAUUCUGUCGGACGCACAAAGACAAGCGGCGGAGAUCUGCGAGGCAGAGGGACUAGAAGCUGGGUUUGAUCGCGUAUUUGAGUGCUCAGGCGCGCCACCAUGUGUCCAGAUAGGCGUGUAUGCAACCGCAGCAGGCGGGAAGCUGGUCCUGGUUGGAAUGGGCACACCGGUUCAGACCUUACCGCUGGGUGCGGCUGCUUUGAGGGAGGUGGACGUUAUCGGCGUAUUUAGGUAUGCCAACUGCUAUCCUGCGGCCAUUGCACUUUUUGCCAGUGGUCAGCUGGACGGUGUCGCAGAGGAUCUGGUCACGCAUCGGGUGGCUCUUGCGGACGGAGAGAAGGCAUUCAGAGUGGCUUCUAAUACAGCGCAGGAGGGGGAGGACGAGGGGAGGGUCCCCGUGAAGGUGGUGAUCACAUCAUAAUGCACUAGACUUGUGCUUGCGAAUCUGCGUAGAGCUGCUGUAUACACCUGUACAUUGGAUCAAUUAGAAACU
Cladophialophora immunda is the source of this 1524-nucleotide messenger RNA. RefSeq lists its product as uncharacterized. Lineage: Eukaryota; Fungi; Ascomycota; Eurotiomycetes; Chaetothyriales; Herpotrichiellaceae. Gene Ontology annotation, molecular function: L-iditol 2-dehydrogenase (NAD+) activity. The coding region runs from base 256 to 1452 and encodes 398 amino acids. The transcript is spliced from 2 exons. The record is from RefSeq and is a predicted model, not a curated record. Gene Ontology annotation, biological process: D-sorbitol catabolic process.